Messenger RNA from Camelina sativa (false flax), 1344 nucleotides. The record is from RefSeq and is a predicted model, not a curated record. Lineage: Eukaryota; Viridiplantae; Streptophyta; Magnoliopsida; Brassicales; Brassicaceae.
AUGACCGAGGUCAAUCGUGCGAACUUCUUCCGCGUUGCGGACAAAAUCGGCGAGCUUAUGAUCGAGUUCAACUCCUCGGUGGCGUCCUACGAGGACCAGCUGUUCGUCUCCCCAUCCUCUUCCGAGGUGAACCUUCUUCAAGAGAGGAUCGCUGACCUGGAAGCCCAGGUAAAAGAGUACGCCAGGCUGGAGGCUGAGAAUGCUAGCACCGUAGCGAAAGCCGAACAAAUCCGAGCGCGGAUGAAGAAGGCUGAAAUAGAGGUACUCGACCUUGGGGUUGCCAACGAAGACCUCCGAGACAAACUGAAGAAGGCGGGGGACCUUUACUUCGAAGCGGCGGAGGAUGCGAAGGCGGCCAAGAACAGGUUGCACGAGAUCGAGCUCCGCAAUCAGCUACUCGAAGCUGGCAACAGCUGCGAGAUUGAGAGGGUGCGAAGGGAGGAGAGGCAGGCAAUGAGGCGGACUCUCCGUCCUCUGGUUGAGGAGGUGAGGGUCACCUUCGAAGAGAGGGAGAAGCUAGCUCCGCUUCAGGUCCGAGCUGCUGAGAUUAGGGCGAACCGGAUGCUGAUCGAGGAGAUCGCCAGAGGAGAGAUCCAAGACAUGGAGGCCGAACUCGGACUCCUGAAAGCUGACGAAGAGGAGGUGGACAAGAAGGUUUCGAAGGAGAGGAUCGCUGACCUAGAAGCCCAGGUAAAAGAGUACGCCAGGCUGGAGGCUGAGAAUGCUAGCACCGUAGCGAAAGCCGAAGAAAUCCGAGCGCGGAUGAAGAAGGCUGAAAUAGAGGUACUCGACCUUGGGGUAGCCAACGAAGACCUCCGAGACAAACUGAAGAAGGCGAGGGACCUUUACUUCGAAGCGGCGGAGGAUGCGAAGGCGGCCAAGAACAGGUUGCACGAGAUCGAGCUCCGCAAUCAGCUACUCGAAGCUGGCAACAGCUGCGAGAUUGAGAGGGUGCGAAGGGAGGAGAGGCAGGCAAUGAGGCGGACUCUCCGUCCUCUGGUUGAGGAGGUGAGGGUCACCUUCGAAGAGAGGGAGAAGCUAGCUCCGCUUCAGGUCCGAGCUGCUGAGAUUAGGGCGAACCGGAUGCUGAUCGAGGAGAUCGCCAGAGGAGAGAUCCAAGACAUGGAGGCCGAGCUCGGACUCCUGAAAGCUGACGAAGAGGAGGCGGACGAGAAGGUUUCGAAGGUAACUCCUCGUGACCUCGACCUCUCAGUAUUCUCAGAUCUUUUGGCGGAUACACCCGAUCUCUUGUGCAGCGAGAACCCGCUAAGCGUCAUAAUCGGCGAGUCCGGCACUAAUCUCNAGAGUACGCCAGGCUGGAGGCUGAGAAUGCUAGCACCGUAG